AUGGAUAUGAGAAGUUAUAUUGCAGAUUUUAUUUAUUAAAAAAAAAUGUUUGCUAAUAAAAAUUUUAUUUGUCCUCUAUGUAAUGCUCAAUAAUAGUAAAAAGUUGCUAUUGCAUCCAUUUAAAAUUUCAUUUAUCUUGAUUCAAAUAUGCUUUCAUAUAUGUUUAAGGAUUUGUUCUAUACUUAAGGAACUAAAAUAUUUAAAUAUAAAGAUGAAUCAUAUAUGCGUUAAAAAUUUAUGGAUAGAUAAAAAAUCAGAAGAGAAGACUAUAUUGCAACAUAAAAGGAUUCUUAAACUGAAUUUACAAACCUUUAUUGUGUAGUUAAUCAAAAUUUGAGAAUUAAAGAACCUUUAGUACUUUCAAAUUGUCCUCAAAAACACAUUGUCGAUUUUAAAUCAUUUUAUGAGGAAUUAAAAAAAAUUGAUUUUGAUAUUGAAACUAAAGGAUUAAUCUUGUGUAGAUGUCAUACUUGUAAUGCAAAACCUAUUAAAACUAUUACUAGCAACAUUCAUUUCCAUGAAGCAUUUUAUGAAGCACUUAAUAAAUUUUGUAAAAUAGAAAAUUAUACAUAAAUGAAAAGUUUCACUUAUUAAUUUUAGAACAAAGUGGAAGAUGGUUAUAUUGUCAGAAGUGUAAUUUUUAAUCAUCCUAAAAUUAAAAUUGUAAAAUAGCCUAAAUAAGGUGAUAUAUAAAAUCUUCGAAAUGCUAAAACAAACGAAGGAUUUGUAGAUUUAAUGAAUGAUGAAGAAUAUUAAAAGUUCUUUGGAACAACAUAAAUUUAAGGGUACAUUUAUAAAGCCUAGGGUAUAUAGUAGAAUAUUGGAGUUUUAGAAUUUAAGUAUACUUAAAACGGUAUUAGUUCAAACAUUGA
This is a messenger RNA of Paramecium sonneborni, 872 nucleotides long. NCBI's taxonomy places the organism in Eukaryota, Ciliophora, Oligohymenophorea, Peniculida, Parameciidae. The record is from the annotation of a GenBank genome assembly.